Molecule: messenger RNA, 1442 nt
Organism: Dothidotthia symphoricarpi CBS 119687
Lineage: Eukaryota; Fungi; Ascomycota; Dothideomycetes; Pleosporales; Dothidotthiaceae
Exons: 2
Coding region: 279-1337 (352 amino acids)
Cellular component (GO): membrane
Source: RefSeq, a predicted model, not a curated record
AAUUUGGCGAUGGCGCGCAGGCAGACAUCUCGUUUAUCCGACUCUCAUACCACCUAGUCUCAGCGCCUUUGUUGGGCAAUGUCUGUAGUUACUGACCUGCUGCACUGAUUUUCUUCCUUGUCGUGGCUGCCUCUCGACGCGCGACGUCGCCCGUACCCCUAUCGUGAAUCACAUUGACCUUGCUGAGCUUGCAGACCUCAUGUAUCUUCAAUAGCAACGGCGUCACGCCUAUACGUUCCUUCCUUCCCUAAGCCCCUACAUUUACGACUAUCUGCAUCAUGGCAGACCAACAGAUCAACCUCGUCGACCACACAGACGACGACAACACAUCUCAACCACAGGCUGAGCAAGAACAAGCGCCGCGCACAGCCGACUCGCACAUCGACAUCCUCUACGAGAACCAGCGCGGAUGGUUCGUCUUCGGCAUACCGCUCUUCUCGUCGAAAGCAUUAUGGAACUUCAGACUCGACCCCUCGCCGUGGCUGGACGCCAAGCUGAAACCCUCGCCCGUCAACAUCACAAACGCGCAAGUACCCGACCCUAGUUGGGCAUGGGACUGGAAGAGCUGGUAUGUGGACAUGAGCCUCGACGUCGACGAGGAGGGCUGGCAGUACAGUUUGCUGUUCAAGGGCUCUGCGUGGCACGGCAACCACCCCUGGUUUCAUAGCUUCGUCAGGAGACGGCGCUGGUUGCGCAGGCGAAUGAAGCGCAAGAUGCCACCGAAAACGAAGGAGGGCGUACGAGAGAGAUUGUUUGGGGAAGCUUUCAGCAUUGGUCCGACGCUGGCGAGGACAAACACCGUUGGGCUUGCAAGUCUCCAGAACAGCAACAACGCCUCUAUAGAUGAUGAGAUCAGGGAUGUUACGACACUGAUGAGAUGGCUUAAGAGGUCGGCCAUUGAUCGCGAGAAGAUCAACAUAGUCCACAAAUUCAUCGACGAGGGAGGGGACGAACUACACUACCUCGCCGAGCAGAUUCCUGCUAUCAUGUCGAUGUUGAUAUUUCAAAACUCGCGCCGCCAGCUUCUCUCCACAAUCAUGGACCGCUUCGAAGACGCAAAAUCGCAUCGCGAAGAGCACGAAAAGAGCGGAACACCCGAAGGCGACGCCGAAUCGCGCAGGAUCGAUAACCUGCUCAAGUCGAUCGAGGCGGCUGAUGCAGAGUGCAAAAAGCUGGAGUUCUGGAGUGACAUAAGAACGCUGGCACAAGAGGGCACGGCAGGCAACGCUACAGAUCCGAACAGUGGGUGGGACGAGAAGUGGCAGGGUUUGGAUGAGAGCGGGGCGAAACACCCUGAGGCUGGAGGGCGGAGUGAGGGAGUAAAGGUGGAUGUGUAGAUUGGGGAUUGCUAUUCUUGGAGUUUGGACAUGAGACGAAUUGGGCAUCUUUACACGAAGGAGUUUGGCCUAAAACAACAUGGCAGCGGGGAAGAUCAUCGAUUC